Molecule: messenger RNA, 2585 nt
Organism: Pleuronectes platessa (European plaice)
Lineage: Eukaryota; Metazoa; Chordata; Actinopteri; Pleuronectiformes; Pleuronectidae
Product: nuclear body protein SP140-like protein
Exons: 16
Coding region: 195-2084 (629 amino acids)
Biological process (GO): regulation of transcription by RNA polymerase II
Cellular component (GO): nucleus
Molecular function (GO): DNA binding; protein binding; DNA-binding transcription factor activity, RNA polymerase II-specific
Source: RefSeq, a predicted model, not a curated record
GCUUCACAAAAACAUUUCAAAGUAGUUUCACUUUCCAAACGUCCCUGGAAGGAGGAAGGGGGAAACCAUUUGUAAGAUAUAUACAAAAAUAUACACCGGACUCAAUCUCCACACCUGGAAUCCCCACAGACUGUUGACCUGUCAGAUCCUCUGUCUCACAUCUGGCUGCACAUCUGGACUCGUUGAGUCCCUCUAUGAUGGACCCGCUGGACUUCCUGAAGCCGGAGGUUCUGCUGCGCUUCUUCCACUGUAACAAAACAGUGAUGUCCUGCAUGGAGAACCCGCACACGUUCCUUUGCCAACUGCGGGACCACGACCUGAUCCCGGAGGACAGGUACACGAGAGUGAGUGGCAUGAAGAAAAAAGAAAACCUGAGGAAAGCCCUGUAUGACGUGCUGGACUGGUUGGAGCGGGAGCGAUCCCAGCACAUCAACCUGUUCUGGAGAUAUGUUUUUGAAGACCCCAUCCUGAAGGUCUACCCAACCCUGAUACGGCUGCGUAACAGCCUCAUGGACGGAUCUUUCGAGAAGACAGAGACAGACGAAAGGAAAAGGAAGGAGCUCUAUGAAGUUGAGGAGGAAGAGGAGGAGCAGGGGAGCUCAGUGAAAAAGAAGAGGAAGCUGUUAAGGGGGAGCAUGUGCGAGGAUGAUGAUGAGGAGCAGCCUGGUCCUUCCUCUCAGCUGCCUCCACGUCGGAGGAAAAAGUCAGAGAAAGUCAAUUCUCAUAUGAAGAAAGGAAAGAAAAGGCACAUUUUGACUUUGCCACUUAAUAAGACUCAGCUUCCUGUGACAUGUGGAUCCAAGAAGGGGAUGCUGAGCAGGGAGCGCCUGGCGAAAGGGGAGAAGUGCAUCAUGUUCCAGAAACAGUGGUUUACUCCCAUUGAAUAUGAGAAGUUUGCAGGGAAGGGAAGCUCAAAGAACUGGAAGUCCAGCAUUAAGUGUAUGGGUUCCCCCCUGGCAAGACUUAUAAAGGACGGGCACCUGAAAUCAGCAGCAUUCAAAAGACGCCAUAAAACGGAUUCUAGACGGUCCAACAGAUCCCUGUUUCCAUCUGAUGGUGCAAUCACAGUGUCUGAGGAAGAAGAAGAGGAUGACGAUGAUAGUGAUGAUGAUGAUGAUGAUGAUGAUGGAAAUGAAAAUGAGGAGGAUGAUCUGGACAACCAGGAGGACGGGGUUCCUUAUAGCAACAAAGAGAAUUCUACGGACGUCACAGAUGAAGAUGAAGCGACUGAGAACCAGACGGAGACAGAAGUGGGCAAAGUCUUCAAAGUGACAUGUGGAGGUGAAGCUGGGACUUUACACCAAAAACGAUUUGCAUCAGGGACUCGUGGAAAGUGUAUUCGAACAGAGAGGAGCUGGUUGACCCCAAUAGAGUUUUUAAUUGAGGCAUCAAGUCAACAGAGCGGCUGGAAGAGAGACAUCUUGUGUGACGGAAAACCACUCUGUGCUCUCAUAGAGGCGAAGGUCUUGAGGAUCCACUACCUGCUGUGUGAGUGCAGUCUGUGCAGCCAAAAUGAAUCAGAUCUGGAGAACCAGAAAAACGACGAUGAGUGCUGUGUGUGUAAAGGAGGAGAAGCUGAACUGGUGGUGUGUGAUUCUUGUCCUUGUUCCUUCCACCAGAAAUGUCACCUCCCACAUGUAGAUGACAACCUUUUGGGAGAUGACAGGCCGUGGAAGUGUACGUUCUGUGUAACCACUCAGGGGCAGUCCGGUGUUAAGCUGAGAAUGACAGAAGCCCUCACCCACCAGAUCUCAGGACACAUACUGGAAUGUCAGUAUCUCAUCCUGCGUCUGUUCAGUGCUGAUGACCAACAAACCUUUGCUUCAGACCCACGCCUCUACUUGGAAAGUUACUCCAGGUUUGUCCCGACUCCGAUGUGGCUCAGAAAAGUAGCAGAGAAACUCCAGGGGAUUGAAUAUGGAAUGGUUGGAGAUUUUGUGUCUGACGUCAAACUCAUAUUCACCAACUGGGCCUCGUACAACUGGGCUAACCCUGAACUCCUCGCCCUGGGGGACAGACUGCAGCAGUUAUUUCACUCAGAGUUCAAAGUCGUGUUUAACAUCGAUGAACAGAGCGCUGACUGAUGAGCAGGGUUACUUUUUCAAACUCGGUACUCAGUGGGAAAAAAGGCUUAAAAGUUACAGAGACGCUAGUUUACUUGGAUUUUGUGACUUUUUUUUACAGUGUAUUAAUUAAAAUAACUCAGGUGUCCAACUUUAUUCAACUAAACCGGAGAAAGCAUUUUGCAGUGUAGAUUGUAUUUUUUAUCAGUGUAAUUGAAGAUUCAGUAAACCCACUGUUCAGGUUAUGCCACUACUUGUGAAGAGUGGUUAUUAUGGGAUACUUCUGACCAUGUGACAACUCAAUUCAGUACUUUUUUACCAGUUCACCUUCACUGUAAUGACCAAUGUUUAAUAUUCAUGUUUUUUCCUUGUCUACAAAACUGCGUGACUUCUCCUAAUAUACUAUAAAUAAAUGUAUUUUAAAAUGUAUUUUCUCCAAAGCAUUUGCAUCAUGCAAAAUAUCUGGAUUUUCACGUCACUUUACAUAAUUAAAGCAUUGACAUGUUUUAUAUAAAUAUAUAA